This is a messenger RNA of Aspergillus brunneoviolaceus CBS 621.78, 982 nucleotides long. RefSeq names its product rho GDP-dissociation inhibitor. The transcript is spliced from 5 exons. Bases 256 to 849 code for a protein of 197 amino acids. Gene Ontology annotation, cellular component: cytoplasm; cytosol; membrane. Gene Ontology annotation, molecular function: protein binding; Rho GDP-dissociation inhibitor activity. The record is from RefSeq and is a predicted model, not a curated record. Gene Ontology annotation, biological process: Rho protein signal transduction. NCBI's taxonomy places the organism in Eukaryota, Fungi, Ascomycota, Eurotiomycetes, Eurotiales, Aspergillaceae.
CCUGUAAGGCCAUCCAUUGAUAGCCAUGAUUGUCCACCGCCUUUUCCUUCCCCCCACUUGGCCUUUAGUAGUUCAAUUGGCCUUCCACUCCAAAACAUCCCAAAACAAUUCUCUCCCCCAGCAAUUCCUGGCCUCAUUUUAAUCUCGCAAUUUACCUCUGGACACAUUCUCCCAUCCGCUAUCCAAAUACCCCACCAGAGCCACCAAAACAACCAAAUCAACAACACCAUCACCACCACUAUCACCACCACCACCAUGCCUGAACACGAAGACGAUCUCACUGCCACCAAGACCGAGGGCUUCAAGGUCGGCGAGAAGAAGACCAUCAACGAAUAUGCUGAGCUUGAUAAGGAUGACGAGGCCUUGAACCGGUGGAAGGCCUCGCUCGGCCUCAACUCCGGCACCCCGAUUGGCGACCCCAGCGACCCCCGCAAGUGCAUCAUCAAGUCCCUGGCCCUGGAGGUCGAGGGCCGGUCCGACGUGGUGAUCGACCUGUCCGCCCCCGGCGCGCUGGAGGGGCUCAAGGACCAGCCGUUCAAGAUCAAGGAGGGCUCCACCUUCCACAUCAAGGUCGUCUUCCAGGUGCACCACGAGGUGCUCAGCGGCCUCAAGUACCUGCAGGUCGUCAAGCGCAAGGGUGUCCGGGUCAGCAAGGAUGAGGAGAUGCUGGGAAGCUACGCCCCCAACACCACCGACAAGCAGUUCUACGAGAAGAAGUUCGCCGCCGAAGAAGCCCCCUCGGGAAUGCUGUACCGUGGCCACUACAACGCCAUCUCCAAGUUCAUCGACGACGACGACCACACUCACCUCCAGUUCGAGUGGUCAUUUGACAUCGCCAAGGACUGGUAGAUCAUCUUCGUUCCUGUUUUCUUUCCCCUCCCCCCCCGUCUGUGUUCUCUUUUCCUAUGAAACCACGAUCAAAGAUCCACCCCAUCUUUUUUUUUGUCCCAUGGGGCCAGCAUAACUAUUUCUUGCCAGUAUU